Eutrema salsugineum is the source of this 1472-nucleotide messenger RNA. RefSeq names its product beta-1,4-mannosyl-glycoprotein 4-beta-N-acetylglucosaminyltransferase. Gene Ontology annotation, biological process: N-acetylglucosamine metabolic process; protein N-linked glycosylation. Gene Ontology annotation, molecular function: beta-1,4-mannosylglycoprotein 4-beta-N-acetylglucosaminyltransferase activity. The transcript is spliced from 2 exons. The record is from RefSeq and is a predicted model, not a curated record. Lineage: Eukaryota; Viridiplantae; Streptophyta; Magnoliopsida; Brassicales; Brassicaceae. Gene Ontology annotation, cellular component: membrane. Bases 279 to 1361 code for a protein of 360 amino acids.
UAGAUUGGAUGGUUUAGUUGUCGUUUUACAGUCCCCAAGCGUGAGAGAUGUAAGAAACACCAUCAGAUUCCUUAUUUGUUUGAUUUGAGAAAUUAUAGCUAAAUAUUCGUUGAACGAAAGAGAUCACACUUCUUCGGUUCUCAUCUUUCCUCUAUUUUACUUGAAUUUUGGAGCUAUCUCUACUAUUUUUGGGUUUCGCUGUGAACAUCCGAACCUCGAGAAAUCUGGAAAAAAGGAAUGAAAUGAGUUGGUGAGUUGAGUCAGAUUUUUCUCCAUAGAUGACUACACGAUCGUUGCGAAAAUCGCCUCCUAAACUUCUGGUUCCCACUCUUGUUAUACUUUUCUUGACAUGUUUGUUUGGUAUCAUCACAAAUUUCCAAACCAUAUCAUAUCUUUUCCGUCCUCUUUGGGAUAAACCGCCACCACCUUUCAAACGAAUACCACAUUACUAUGCCGAGAACGUCUCCAUGGCACAUCUCUGUGAACUCCAUGGGUGGACACCACGAGCAGAACCGAGGCAAGUCUUUGAUGCCAUCAUUUUCAGCAAUGAGCUCGACCUUCUUGAACUCAGAUGGCAGGAGCUAGGACCAUACGUUUCAAAGUUUGUGAUCCUGGAAUCAAACACUACCUUCACAGGAAUCCCCAAGCCUCUCUUUUUCGAUUCCAACAAGGAGAGAUUCGCGUUCGCUGAGGGUAAAAUAGUACACGGAGUGUUUCCCGGGAAAAAGCGUUUGCAGGGGAUUCAACAGGAGGACCCGUUUUUGCUGGAGGGGCAACAACGAGUUGCAAUGAACUGGCUGCUCAAAGAAGCUGGUGUAUCGGAUGGAGAUGCGGUGAUAAUGUCCGAUGCAGAUGAGAUUCCGAGUCCGCAUACUGUAAAGUUUCUUCAGUGGUGCGAUGGGAUACCGAAUGUAAUGCAUCUGGAGAUGAGGGAUUACAUGUACUCCUUUGAGUUCCCGGUUGAUUACAGCAGCUGGAAAGCAUCUGUGCAUAUAUACAGCAGGAAAUGGACUCAAUACCGUCACUCUCGGCAAACAGACUUGAUAUUAUCUGACGCUGGUUGGCACUGUAGCUUCUGUUUCAGACGUCUCAGCGAAUUCGUUUUCAAGAUGAAAGGUUAUAGCCAUGCGGACAGAGUCAGGCGCAAGGAGUUUUUGGAUUAUUCGAGGAUACAAAAACAUAUAUGUAAAGGAUAUGAUCUCUUUGACAUGCUUCCUGAAGAAUAUAGCUUCAAAAAUUUGAUUAGCAAAAUCGGACCCAUCCCGCCUUCUGCAUCUGCCGUACAUCUACCUGCCUUUUUGAUUCAGAACGCUGCUCGCUUUCGGUUUCUCCUCCCUGGAGGCUGUCUCCGAGAGCCCUAGUUGAAGAUCCAAGUACAAAAUAGAGAAGCAAUGGUUUCUUGUAGAAAGGGUUUUUGGGGUUACACCAACUUAAUCCGAACAACAUAUAAACAAUGAAAUAGAUCGUUAUAU